Messenger RNA from Fraxinus pennsylvanica, 351 nucleotides. Lineage: Eukaryota; Viridiplantae; Streptophyta; Magnoliopsida; Lamiales; Oleaceae. The record is from the annotation of a GenBank genome assembly.
AUGAUGAUCGGAGGUGGAAUUGAGAAGACUGAGCUUCCUACCAUACUUAGGGGGAAAGGAGAUGAAAUGGAUAAACUGAGGUUCGCUAUAAUGUAUCUCAGGGAGUCCGAUGUUGAUGCUAGUGCAUUUCAGUAUGUGAAGAAGUAUAAAGUCAAUAAAUAUCGCAUUAGCAUCAACAAAUUCUUUCAUGUAUGUGGGUUGUAUACUCUCAGACUCACAGUGAGUUCUGUUUGGUACACUCUCUGUCAUGAGAAGCUUCUGGCAUCAAGUGGAUCUAUUAUCUACAGCAGCUUUAUCAGUGCUGGAAACUGCAGCUCUCCAAGUUCAAUUCUGCUAGGACGAGAACCAUGA